Molecule: messenger RNA, 3329 nt
Organism: Brassica oleracea var. oleracea
Lineage: Eukaryota; Viridiplantae; Streptophyta; Magnoliopsida; Brassicales; Brassicaceae
Product: putative disease resistance protein At4g11170
Exons: 5
Biological process (GO): defense response; signal transduction
Molecular function (GO): ADP binding
Source: RefSeq, a predicted model, not a curated record
UCUUCAACACCAUCGUCAAUGGCUUCCUCUUCAACUUCUCAAAAAGACUACGAUGUCUUCCUCAGCUUCCGAGGGACAGAUACACGCCACAACAUCGUCAGCCAUUUGCACAAAGCACUUGUUGACAAUGGAAUUCGUACCUUUAUAGACGACAGGGAUCUCGAAGAUGGCAACAUCAUUUCCGACCAACUUGUCAAGGCUAUACAAACUUCUUUGUUCGCUGUGGUUGUUCUCUCUGAAAACUACGCUACUUCAAGCUGGUGUUUGGAGGAACUCCGACAGAUAAUGGAGCUUCGCAAUGAGGAGAAGAUCCAUGUCGUUCCCGUCUUCUACAAAGUAGAGCCUUCUGACGUGAGACAUCAAAAAGGAACCUUCGAGGCUGCGUUUCAGCGACACAGUGAUCAAAGGAAGAUUCUCGAAUGGAAAGGAGCUCUCACCCAAGUUGGCAAUCUGUCAGGCAAGCAUUCCAGGACAUGCAAGGAUGAAGCAACGAUGGUAGCCGAUAUAGUUGGAAAUAUCUCAAGCCGACUGCCAAAGGUGAAGCCUGCAAAUUUGAUCAAUCAAGAGAAUUUAGUUGGGAUGGAAGCACACAUGGUGAACCUGAAUCUCCUUUUGAAUAUGGAGUCUGAAAAUGAGGUUCUCAUGAUAGGAAUAUGGGGUAUGGGAGGCAUAGGCAAAACCACCAUUGCUAAGUGUCUCUAUGAUCGAUUUUCAAGUCAAUUUCCAGUUCAUUAUUUCAUAGAAGACAUUAAGAAGGUUUAUAAGAACAAGAGUCCAUCCUACUUACAGGAAAGAUUCCUCUCCAACAUCCCCAGUGGUAAGAAAAAUCGUUUCCUUGAAGGAGGAUCCAACAAUGAGAUAAAGGAAAGACUAGGGAACAAAAAAGUAUUCAUUGUGCUUGAUGGUGUGGAUAAAGCGGAGCAGAUACAUGCACUGGCAAAAGAGACUACCUGGUUGGGUUUAGGGAGCCGAAUAAUCAUAACUACACGAGACAUGGGUCUGCUCACCUCCUGCAGAGUAGACAAUGUAUAUGAGGUUAAAUGCUUGGAGGAUAAUGAUGCCCUCCAGGUCUUUAAGAAGUCAGCCUAUGGAGGAAGAGCGCCUCCUUCUGAUGGCUUUGAGCAACUCUUCAUUAGAGCGUCUCAGCUAGCUCACGGCCUUCCCUCUGCCCUAGUGGCUUAUGCCACAUAUCUCAGUGAAAGCACAACCAUAGAGACAUGGGAAGAAGAACUACGUUCACUUGAAGCAAGGCCACACAAACGUGUCGAGGAGAUUCUGAGAAUUAGCUACAAUGAUUUAGAUGAACUUGACAAAACAGCUUUCCUUCAUGUUGCCUGUCUCUUUAACGGAUACCUUUUUAACCAUGUCACUUCCCUUCUUGAUGAAGGUCGUCCUAGGAUGAAUCAUUUAAAUGCAAAGUCUCUCAUCAGCAUAUCGACAGAUGGAUGUAUAAACAUGCAUUGCUUGGUUGAACAAACAGGAAGGGAAAUCGUGCGCCAAGAAUCCGGGAACAGGCCUUCUAAACAAAGGUUUCUAUGGGAUCCUAACGAGAUAUAUGAUGUACUGAACAAUAAUAUAGGUACGGAUCAAAAUGAAGGUGUGACACUGCACAUGUGUGAUAUGCUUCGCACAUUAUUUAUGAGUGAUGAAGUAUUUAGCAACAUGCGUUUUCUAAACUUUUUCAAGUUCUUCCAGCACUUGGGUGAUAUAGAAUCCAAGGUACAGUUUAAGUCAGAUUGUCUUCAGUUUCCUGUUAAACUUAAGCUACUAAAUUAGGAUGCAUAUCCGUUGGAAAAGUUGCCAUAUAGGUUCCAGCACCACAAUCUGGUGGAACUCAAUCUCCGAUACAGCAACCUCGAGAGUCUAUGGAACGAAGCUGUAAAGCUCUGGAAGCUGCGGAGACUAGAUGUGACCGGUUCGAGGAAUCUAAUAAAGCUUCCAGAUCUUUCAACAGCCGCGAAUUUUGAGGAAUUGAUAAUAGAAAGCUGCAUGAGGCUACAGAACAUCCCAGAGUCGAUAAGCAGAUCACAUAAUCUCAAAAAACUCAACGCAAUCAACUGUGAUCUCCUUAGGGGUGUCAUAUUCAAUGUUGACUUUCUUAAAGGCAGGCGUAGACAGACGGGCAGCUGGCGAACCAUGUUACAGUUUCAGAGAGAAAUAGCGAGGCUGGAUUUUCUUACGGACCUAUCCAUCGAGGGCCAGCUAGAUAUAGACUUAUUUGACCUUUGUGGCAGUGCAGAGCACUUCUCCUUUAGCUCCAAGCAACAGAUCCCUGAUAAAUCGAUGACAAUGGAACAGAAUACAGUAACGCCUAGGCUUAUGUCAGAUUCUGACAGUAUAAAAUCACUUGAGAUCAAGCGGUUGGGUUACAUAGAAUCUAAUGCUCCUUUCAGCUGUAACAGCUUUGAAUGCUUUCCAUUUUUGACCAAGCUAAAGCUAAUAAACCUAAACAUCCAAGAAAUCGCAGGAGACAUAUCUGACCUGCAAUUCCUAGAGACACUGGACCUCACCGGAAACGAUUUUAAGUCACUACCCUCUACCAUGGGACAAAUUGCCAAGUUGAAGUAUCUCAGCCUUCAAAACUGCCGGGAACUCCGAGCACUGCCACAACUUGGUCAGGUGGAGAGACUCACACUUUCUGGCUGUGUGAAGCUCCGAUCAUUGAGGGGACUUGUUGGUGUAGAGUUGCUUGAGCUGCGCCUCGAAAACUGCAGGGGUCUUCGCUCAUUGUCGGAGGAGCUUAGUCACUUCACCAAGAUAACGUAUCUAGACCUCAGCAGCCUAGAGUUUGAGACAAUCCCCGCAAGCAUCAGAGAGCUUCCAUCUUUGGGAACUCUCUGCCUCAACAAAUGCAAUCAUCUCAUAUCACUGGAAGAGCUUCCACUGAGCCUCAGUUACCUCUACGCACACGGCUGCGAAUCCCUGAAGAAUGUUUCUCUUUCACCACAUCAUUCAAUCAAACACCUUGAUCUCAGCCAUUGCUUCAAUCUUCAUCAAGAACAAGAUUUGCUUUCUCAGUUCAUAAACCAAGGACAAAAUCAACAAGUAAGUUCUCUUAUCCUUUUUUCCUCCGAUUCAAUGCUAAGGUUUUGAUGAUUAAUCACAUUGCUAUUCGUAGGUUAAACCGCGAUUUGCUUGCUUACCAAAAGCCGAAAUGCCCCGAGACUUUGAGAAUCGAUCCCUAGGAACGUGUACGACGAUCAGCUUACCUCCGAUUCGCGAUUCCCACAGGUUCGUGGGAUUCGAUGCUUGUAUCAUCGUUGCUUGCCAAAGGAGCUUCCAUCUCCGAUUCCCGGCGUUUUCUUAUCACUGGAGCUACGAAGCUGGGA